CUGUGUGCAAAACCCACGCUAGUUAACACAUUCAGAUUGCCGGUUCCCAUUAUCAAGAAUUAACUGUUUUUUACAUACAAUUAGUAAAUAAAAUAAAAAUAAGUUAGCAACAAUUUAUAUAAAAUGGCUGCAUAUCACAAACCAGAAUCAAAAACUGUCCAAGAACUGCGGGAUAUUGCUAAUAAGUUGAGAGUCCAUUCGAUCACGGCUACACAGGCCAGCAAGUCAGGACAUCCAACAUCAUGUGCUUCGAUGGCAGAAAUCAUGUCCGUACUUUUCUUCCAUACAAUGCGCUUCAAAGUAUCAACUCCACGUGAUCCAAGUAACGAUAGAUUCAUUUUAAGUAAAGGACAUGCUGCUCCAAUUUUAUAUGCAGCUUGGGCGGAAUCUGGUUUAUUUCCUAUAUCUGAACUUCAGAAUUUACGGAAAUUUGAUAGUGAUUUGGAAGGCCAUCCCACACCUAGACUCAAUUUUAUCGAUGUUGGUACCGGAUCAUUAGGUCAAGGUCUUUCUGUUGCUGCUGGAAUGGCUUAUGUUGGAAAAAAUUAUGAUGAAGCCAGUUACAGGGUAUAUUGCUUGAUUGGAGAUGGUGAAUCAGCAGAAGGAUCCAUUUGGGAGGCACUCCACUUUGCUUCUUAUUAUAAAUUGGACAAUCUUUGUGCAGUAUUUGAUAUCAAUCGUCUCGGUCAAAGUGAGCCAACUUCUCUUCAGCAUAACAUGGAAGUAUAUCGUAAACGACUGGAAGCAUUUGGAUUUAAUGCAUUGGUUGUUGAUGGACAUAAUGUUGAAGAAUUAGUUAAGGCUUUUCACGAAGCUCAAACGACUAAAGGACGUCCCACUGCUAUUCUCGCCAAAACUUUCAAAGGCAAGAACUUCCCAACUAUUGAAGAUUUAGAAAACUGGCACGGGAAGCCUCUUGGCAACAAAUCUGAUGAAGUUAUAAUGCAUUUGAAUUCUUUGAUAAGAAAUAGUGGUCCUCUAGCUUUACAUCCUCAAAAGCCUUUAGUAGAAGACGCUCCGACUGUGAAUAUCAGUAACAUUCAACUCGAUAGUCCACCAAAUUAUAAAAUAGGCGACCAAGUAGCUACUCGUUUAGCUUACGGAACAGCUCUGGCGAAAAUAGCAAAAAAUAAUCCCCGAGUUAUUGCAUUGGAUGGCGAUACGAAGAAUUCAACUUUUGCUGAGAAAAUAAAAACUGUAGAUCCAAAGAGAUUUAUUGAAUGUUUCAUCGCUGAACAGAAUGCCGUUGGUGUAGCCAUUGGAGCUGCUACAAGAGAUCGAACAGUUGCAUUUGUAUCUGCAUUUGCUACAUUUUUCACUCGUGCCUUCGAUCAGAUUCGAAUGGGUGCAAUUUCACAAACAAAUGUUAACUUUGUUGGGUCUCAUUGUGGAGUUUCUAUCGGUGAAGAUGGACCAUCUCAAAUGGGUUUAGAAGAUGUUGCAAUGUUCCGUGCUAUUCCAGGCUCAACUGUCUUCUAUCCAUGUGAUGCUGUAGCUACUGAACGUGCUGUAGAAUUAGCAGCCAAUACAAAAGGUGUUUGCUUCAUCCGUACUUCUCGCCCGAACACUGCCGUUAUUUAUGAGAAUAACGAAUCUUUUGCCAUUGGUAAAGCUAAGAUUGUCAAAACGUCUUCCAAGGAUCAAGUUCUAGUUAUUGGAGCUGGUGUUACUUUGUAUGAAGCUAUUAAAGCAGCUCAAGAACUUGCUGGAUUAGGAAUCCAUGCUAGAGUGAUGGAUCCUUUUACUGUUAAACCAAUCGAUGCGGCUUCAAUUAUUAGUAAUGCUAAAGAUUGUGGAGGAAGGAUUGUAACUGUAGAAGAUCAUUAUCCGGAAGGGGGUUUAGGUGAUGCUGUUAUGUCUGCAGUUGCUCUUGAACGUAAUAUAAUUGUGAAGAAGCUUGCAGUAACCGGCAUUCCUCGUUCAGGGCCACCAUCUGUUCUUCUCGAUGCUUUUGGAAUCAGUGCUCGUAAUAUUGUCAGUGCUGUUCAAGAAAUUGUUAAGAAUUAGAUAUUGUACUGGUUGGAUUCAUGUUCAAAGGGGAUAUAAUUCAUUACACUAAAAAAAUAAGGGAUCAUUUAUAAUAAAGCAUUCCAUAGCAUUCCCCAUUUGAGUCUUCCAAAUGAAAAAAA
Molecule: messenger RNA, 2129 nt
Organism: Chelonus insularis
Lineage: Eukaryota; Metazoa; Arthropoda; Insecta; Hymenoptera; Braconidae
Product: transketolase-like protein 2
Exons: 6
Coding region: 124-2007 (627 amino acids)
Molecular function (GO): transketolase activity; thiamine pyrophosphate binding
Source: RefSeq, a predicted model, not a curated record